Messenger RNA from Candidula unifasciata, 1745 nucleotides. The record is from the annotation of a GenBank genome assembly. Lineage: Eukaryota; Metazoa; Mollusca; Gastropoda; Stylommatophora; Geomitridae.
GUUUUGUCCGAAUCGAGAACAUCCAGAAAGAUGAGGUCGUGGUGGACGGCGGCAGAGCUAUGUUCCUGUGUCACGUAACUCCACCACAAGCACAUCACCUCGGCAAAGACCUACCCGUGGCUGUACACUGGACGUUCGCUGGACGUCGCUUAGAGAUUGACCCUCACAUCGACGGCGAGGGCCACUACAUUUCCAAGUCCAGCGAUAACCGUCAUGUGCUGGUCAUCACCAAAGCCCGAGCGGAAGACGAGGGCGAAUAUGCGUGCGUGGCCACGAUAGGGAAUCAAACGGACAGAGCUUACAGAAAACUAAUUGUGCAACGACCUCCAGAACCACCCGUGGAUGUCCGGGUUAAGAGCUGCCACGGCAACACGGCAGAAAUUUCUUGGAUGCACGGCAAAUCCAACGGCGCAGAAAUUCUCGGAUACACAGUUCAGUUCAAUCUCUUGGAAAAACCGGAGGCUUGGUACGAUUCCUACGAGGAAAGUCCGGGGGACAGUACCCAGGCCUUCGUAUCUCUAGCUCCAUAUGGCACGUAUUCUUUCCGUGUCCGAGCCAGGAAUGCCGUAGGGUGUAGUCGGCCCAGUUCGGUCACCAGUAGGGAGUGUACCACUCCCCCGGACAGGCCGGACAGAAACCCGGGCAAAGUCAAGUCCCUGACGGAUAAAAAAGGAUUUCUUGUGAUAGAAUGGGAGCCUCUUCAUCGCCUGUCAUUCCAUGGACCUGGAUUCUGUUAUUUCGUCCUAUGGAGAAGAAAGGGCAGUUUAGCCUGGAACUCUGCAACCGUUAACGGAACCUACGCUUCCAGAUUUGAACAAGAAGUCGAUGAAGUCUACAGUCUGUAUGAGUUCCAGGUCAAGUCUCAGAACGAUAUGGGGGAGGCCCAUCAGCCAGCCUUUGUGUAUGCCGGUAGAAGCUUUGAAGCAGAACCCCUCGUGACAGUGGUGGGUUUUCAACUGGAUCCUAAACGACCCAUGACCCAGACUACAGCCCAUUUUAUCUGGGAGGCCGUGGAUCCCAACGAUAGGCUUAUUCAAGGAAAGUUUCGGGGGUAUAAGAUUCUCUACCGCAAGUGGGAUGAGAAAGAAGUCAAGGACGUAUACAUCCCCUGGUCUGGGCUCACCAUGGAAUUAGGUCAGCAAGCAAGUGGGUCGGUGUCAAAUCUUCCAGCCUUCUCCACCUUUAAAGUCCAGGUGGUUGUGGUCAACAGCCACUACCAGGGACCUCCUAGUGACACCAUCGAUAUCUUCACCCCAGAAGGAACACCUACUGCGGUACAAGGACUCUUCGCAGACUCUGUGACCCACGACAGCGUUACCUUGCGAUGGCUACCGCCUGAACGGCCCAAUGGAAUCCUCACAGGAUACGACAUCGGCUACCAGAUUGUUCAUGAAACCUAUGUGGGGUCACUGACUACUGUCCAGUCUCAGGCCAACACUCCAUUUAGACUACAAGCGAGGAUUAACAAUCUGAAGCCCAAUCAUCGGUACCGGUUUCAUGUCCUGGCCAAGACAAGAACUGGUCGAGGAGUUAGAUCAUACAUCGACGUACAUACAAGAAACCAAACGCUAACCGCAUGUAAACAGAAAAAUUUGUAUAAUUUCAUUACUGAUUGCUGCCAUACAGUGUUUGGUGUUAUACCAGAUAAUGGGAACCAGCUAACACGACACACAGUGUUUGGUGUUAUAUCAGGUAAUGGGAAGCAGACUGACACGACACACAGUGUUUGGUGUUAUAUCAGGUAA